Molecule: messenger RNA, 1319 nt
Organism: Neltuma alba
Lineage: Eukaryota; Viridiplantae; Streptophyta; Magnoliopsida; Fabales; Fabaceae
Product: 60S ribosomal protein L5-like
Exons: 9
Coding region: 67-972 (301 amino acids)
Biological process (GO): ribosomal large subunit assembly; translation
Cellular component (GO): cytosolic large ribosomal subunit; ribosome
Molecular function (GO): 5S rRNA binding; structural constituent of ribosome
Source: RefSeq, a predicted model, not a curated record
AUCUACGCACUCUCUUGGCCUCGAAAGCCGUCUUCCACUCUUCUGUAUCUUUCGAGCAGAUCAUCGAUGGCAUACGUUAAGGCUCAAAAAUCAAAGGCGUACUUCAAGAGAUAUCAAGUUAAGUUUAAGAGAAGAAGAGAGGGAAAAACCGAUUACCGAGCUAGGAUUCGCUUGAUCAAUCAGGACAAGAACAAGUACAACACUCCCAAAUAUCGCUUUGUUGUUCGAUUUACAAACAAAGAUAUUAUUGCACAAAUAUCAUCCGCUAGUAUUGCUGGUGAUAUUGUUCUUGCUGCUGCAUAUGCUCAUGAGUUGCCACGCUAUGGUCUUGAAGUAGGUCUUACAAACUAUGCUGCAGCUUAUUGCACUGGUCUUCUCUUGGCUCGUCGAGUCCUUAAAAUGCUUGAAAUGGAAGAGGAGUAUGAGGGCAACGUAGAGGCUUCAGGAGAGGACUUUUCUGUCGAACCUUCUGAUACCAGGAGGCCUUUCCGUGCUCUACUUGAUGUUGGUCUUAUUAAGACUACAACUGGCAAUCGUGUCUUUGGCGCCCUCAAGGGAGCAUUGGAUGGGGGAUUAGAUAUCCCUCACAGCGACAAAAGGUUUGCUGGUUUUAACAAGGAUAAGAAAGAGCUUGAUCCUGAGGUUCAUCGCAGAUAUAUCUUUGGUGGUCAUGUUGCUGCAUAUAUGAAGACUUUGAGGGAAGAUGAACCAGAGAAAUACGAGUCGCACUUUAGUGAAUAUGCCAAGCGAGGAUUAGAGGCCGAUGGACUUGAGGAGCUGUACAAAAAGGUUCAUGCUGCCAUUCGUGCUGACCCCACAGCAAAGAAGUCCGAGAAGGAGCAACCAAAGGAACAUAAGAGGUACAACCUGAAGAAACUUACGUACGAGGAGAGGAAGGCUAAGUUGAUCGCUCGUUUGCAAGCUCUCAACUCUGCAGUUGAUGCUGCUGAAGACGAUGAGGAUGACGAGUAAAGAUAAGGUCUUUGCAGAUGGAUCUCAAGUACUAUUUGAUUGGAAGUUGUUCUAUUUUGCGCCAAAGCAUGCUAAGAACUUGUGUAAUUUGGUUUUUUCAGAAUCAUAUUUCCAACAGUUUUGUUGCCUUUCUUUGUUCUUUCUCUAGGUCACUAAUCUCUUGUUUAGCUGGGAUUGGUAUGUUUACGAUUUGUUUUCAUGUUUAUGCUAGACGAUUCCUUUGCCAUACAUUUAGUGCCUUGUUGCUGCCCUGAAAUCUGAUUAAACUUCCAUAUCUAGUUGGAAGAAUUUACGUUGUUCUCAUAAACUUAUUAAAUGAUCUCUAUGCAAAAUAACAAGUCAUUGAU